CGGACUGGUUGGACGAGCACCGGCGGAGAAGAGCAGCACACGGCAGGGCGUGCCAGUUCCCCCCGGCAGUCAUGAAUCCAUCCGAAUUUGACAGAGCAGUCGAGGACGUGAAGGUGCUGAAGCAGAGGCCCGGGUACGGAGUCCUGGGAGACGUCUAUGGGCUGUACAAGCAGGCCACGGUCGGCGACAUUAACAUCGAGCGUCCAAGUAUCUUUGACCUCGCAGGACGAGGAAAAUGGGACGCAUGGCAACGAAAGAAAGGUCUGUCCAAAGAAGAAGCAAUGAUCGCCUAUGUUGACCUGGUGGAGGAUCUGAAAGAAAGAUUUGGGUUCCCUGAUAUUAUGUAGCCUUUUCAAUGUCGCAUCUCUCCUCUUGUUCUCAGUGGAAACUUAAUAAUAUUGGCUGCACUCUUUGGUACUUUAUUACUGUGUACGUCAUGAUGGGUUCAGAUGCUUGAGAGCACAGAAGUCUGGAGUACUUACUGGUACUUUAAAUUGGUUAAAACCCCCAAAAAGUUUGUCAAGGAAUGGCAACACUGAUUUGCUUUCUUGUUGAGAGCAGGAAAAAACAACAACAACCGGCUAGCCUUUAUGCUAAGCUAAGCUAAUCGUCCGCUGGCUCUAGCUUCAUAUUUAGCUUCCUGAAUGGUAUCAAUCUUCUCGUCUAACUCUCAGCAAGAAUGUGAAAAGAUGUGUUUCCUAAAAUGUCUAAGUAAUGCUUUUAAGUGCGACUUCGAUGUAUUUAAAAAUAAAGAGCAUCUGUUUACA
Molecule: messenger RNA, 767 nt
Organism: Cyclopterus lumpus (lumpfish)
Lineage: Eukaryota; Metazoa; Chordata; Actinopteri; Perciformes; Cyclopteridae
Product: acyl-CoA-binding protein-like
Exons: 4
Coding region: 72-347 (91 amino acids)
Biological process (GO): fatty acid metabolic process
Molecular function (GO): fatty-acyl-CoA binding
Source: RefSeq, a predicted model, not a curated record